This is a messenger RNA of Vittaforma corneae ATCC 50505, 798 nucleotides long. RefSeq lists its product as uncharacterized. The transcript has a single exon. Bases 1 to 798 code for a protein of 265 amino acids. NCBI's taxonomy places the organism in Eukaryota, Fungi, Microsporidia, Nosematidae. Gene Ontology annotation, molecular function: protein kinase activity; ATP binding. The record is from RefSeq and is a predicted model, not a curated record. Gene Ontology annotation, biological process: protein phosphorylation.
AUGGUUUCGAAACAUCAGUCUCAGACUUCCGUAGGUAGCCUAUUGAAGGCUAAUCCUUUAUUUCAGGAUGUGAUGGAGCCAUCAAUGGUAAAGUUACUUGCAAAGGCACUUGAUGACAUUAAUAGCAUAACAGCAGUAGGUAGUGAUCUUGGAGUGGUAAUCGAAAAGCUUAGCAUACUCACAAAGUUGUUUGACCAGAUUGAUAUAAGAGACCAUAAGUACAAAAAUGAAAUGUUGAUUUUUUUAAACUCUGAAUACGGGUUGAAGGACAUGAAGAUAGAGGAUUUGCGUUGGUUCUAUGUGUUUAAAAUAACGCAUGGUGCAAAUUCCUAUAUUUUGAAACAGAUUGGACACUCAAUAGGAGGUGGUUAUAAUUCGAGAGAUUUGCUUGCUGAAUAUGUUAAUUCACCCAACGUUAUUGAGAUUCUGCACGUAUUCGAAAGACACGUUCAGCUUAAAGCUGGAGAAGACGAGGAUAUGUAUACUUGGUAUUUGACAGAAUAUCUCGACGUUGGUCUUGAUAGCGAGUAUGUAAAACAGGGAGGCAUAGACAUGAUAAGAAAGGUUGGCAGGGAUGUGCUUAACGGAUUAAAAGCACUUCACGAUAGAAUCAUAACACAUAGAGAUAUUAAAGCCGAUCAUGUCAGGGGAGUAUGGAAAACAAAGGAAGAUGGUAGUCGCGAACUCAUCUUUAAAUUAAUUGAUGUUGGCAUUGCCCAAUACCACAUGACUGAUGAGUCUCUCUAUUGGGGAAUUACUAGUGACUUUUCAGAGUUGGGAGUAUGCUUGAAUAUCUAA